Molecule: messenger RNA, 1420 nt
Organism: Lineus longissimus
Lineage: Eukaryota; Metazoa; Nemertea; Pilidiophora; Heteronemertea; Lineidae
Product: mitochondrial inner membrane protein OXA1L-like
Exons: 9
Coding region: 5-1276 (423 amino acids)
Biological process (GO): protein insertion into mitochondrial inner membrane from matrix
Cellular component (GO): mitochondrial inner membrane
Molecular function (GO): membrane insertase activity
Source: RefSeq, a predicted model, not a curated record
AAUAAUGGCGGCACUCCUGCGCCAUGCACGAUUUGUUGAUCGGGGAAAACUACUGUUUUCUCGAUACAUUACGGUUGAAAAAUGUCUCUUCCACUCCGUGAGUGAAAACAAGAUAGUGAGCCAGUUACAGGUCCUACCAAGGAGCAGGCAGUCGUGUUACAAUAACCAGAUGAAGAUGACACAACCUCUUAUGUCCUGUAUGGCUGUGAGAUUCAGCAGUGCUGAAGUCAUUAAAGAACCUGUUUUAGCCGAGGCCUUCACAGCUGGCGGAGAAUAUAUUCCUCCACCUCCAACAGUUCCCACAGUCGACCCUCUGGCAGACAUUGGUGAAGUUGCCCUGAAUGCUCUUGGAGAGCCUACAUUCGCAAGUCUUGGUCUUGGUAGUUGGUGGCCACCUGGAUUGGUACAGUCAGCACUUGAAUUACUUCAUGUGUCAUGCGAUUUACCAUGGUGGAGUGCAAUUGUAGUAGGUACUGUGAUAGUGAGAAUGUGUAUGUUCCCUCUUGUUGUAAAAUCUCAGAAAAAUGCCGCUAAAUUAAACAACAACAUGCCGACAAUGACACGACUUCAAGAGCGCUUCACAGAGGCUAGACAGUCAGGAAAUCCGAUGGAAGCUGCAAAGUGUGGUCAGGAAUUAAUGGACUUCAUGAAGAGAAAUGAAAUCAACCCUCUCAAGAACUUUUUAGUGCCACUGGCACAGAUGCCUGUCUUUAUAUCUGUGUUUGUGGGAAUGAGACAGAUGGCCAACCUGCCUGUACCCAGUCUCAAAGAGGGAGGUCUAUUUUGGUUCACAGAUCUGACUUGUACUGAUCCUUACUUUGCCCUGCCUGCUUUAACUGCAUUGACCUUCUACCUGACCAUUGAGUUGGGUGUUGAUGGUGUGCGUGCUGGCAGUGCGGGUAAUACAAUGAAAUACGUCAUGCGAGCAAUGCCCUUACUUAUGUUCCCAUUCAUCAUGAAGUUUCCUGCUGCCAUGCUUGUCUAUUGGUUCACAUCCAAUGCAUUCUCCUUAUGCCAAGUAGCGCUGCUAAAGAUACCAGCUGUCCGUGCAAAGUUUGGAAUUGAGCAAUUGGUGAAACAUCCUGCUCAUUUGAUGCCAAAGAAAAAAGGGUUUGUGCAGGGAGUCAAAGAGACCUGGAACAACUCCCAGACGAUAGCAGCCGUUGAAGACCGACAGCGAGCAGAUAGUGUUAAGUUUAAACAAGCUGGUCUAGGCCCUAUACAAAAGACAUAUCGUUACGAUCCGACAAAAGCCAAACCAAGGAAAGGGAAAUGAUAACAGACCUAUUUAGGAAAGAUUAUUUGAUUAGUGACUGAGUGUGAUUGUUGGACUUGUGAUCGUGAAGGGUUUUAUGACAUUUCGAUAGAUUUAGAAAAGGCUUUGAACUUCCAAAAAUAAAUGCUACACUCAUCCUUGGAA